UUCCUUUCUUUUUCAACAUUAACAUAUAUCAAUAAGUCAAGAUGGGUAACGGUAAACCAAGAGGUCUUAACUCUGCUAGAAAAUUAAGAGUUCACCGUCGUAACAACAGAUGGGCUGAUCAAGCUUAUAAAGCCAGAUUAUUAGGUACCGCUUUCAAAUCAUCUCCAUUUGGUGGUUCUUCUCACGCCAAAGGUAUCGUUUUAGAAAAAAUUGGUAUUGAAUCUAAACAACCAAACUCCGCUAUUAGAAAAUGUGUUAGAGUUCAAUUAAUUAAAAACGGUAAAAAAGUUACUGCUUUCGUUCCAAAUGAUGGUUGUUUAAACUUUGUUGAUGAAAAUGAUGAAGUUUUAUUAGCCGGUUUCGGUAGAAGAGGUAAAGCUAAGGGUGAUAUUCCAGGUGUUAGAUUCAAGGUUGUCAAGGUUUCUGGUGUCUCCUUGUUAGCUUUAUGGAAAGAAAAGAAAGAAAAACCAAGAUCAUAGAUUUAUCAUCCUAAUAUUUUAAUUCAAAUGAAAUUUGAUUUAAAUACUUUAUGUUUUAUUGUGGGAUGUGAUAAUAUAUAUUAAUAUAUGUACUUUAUUAAUGAAGAUUGAUUAUUGUAUUGAAUAUUUGAUUUC
Messenger RNA from Hyphopichia burtonii NRRL Y-1933, 614 nucleotides. RefSeq names its product 40S ribosomal protein uS12 (gene RPS23A). NCBI's taxonomy places the organism in Eukaryota, Fungi, Ascomycota, Pichiomycetes, Serinales, Debaryomycetaceae. The coding region runs from base 42 to 479 and encodes 145 amino acids. Gene Ontology annotation, cellular component: cytosolic small ribosomal subunit; ribosome. Gene Ontology annotation, biological process: translation. The transcript has a single exon. The record is from RefSeq and is a predicted model, not a curated record. Gene Ontology annotation, molecular function: structural constituent of ribosome.